Molecule: messenger RNA, 2252 nt
Organism: Dendronephthya gigantea
Lineage: Eukaryota; Metazoa; Cnidaria; Anthozoa; Malacalcyonacea; Nephtheidae
Exons: 7
Coding region: 53-1552 (499 amino acids)
Source: RefSeq, a predicted model, not a curated record
AUUACUAUUUCCGUGAACAACUGUCGUACUAUCGUAUGUUUCUCUUUAAAAUAUGGAGUUUUAUAGAGAAGGAUUCCUUAACAAGGCUGGUAAAGGACUGAUACAGACACAUUUACACAGCUGGCGACCAAGAUAUUUUGUGCUGGAUCGCUGGAGUUUAAAAUACUACAAAACAAAGGAGUUACUGCCAGAAAAUAUGUUGGGAUGUAUUGAAGUGGUUGAGAUUGACUCCAUAAGUAUGUUAAAGGGUGAAAAAAAUGCAUUUCAAAUCACAACUAAACCAGGAAGAACAUAUUACAUGUCGGGAAGGAAUGAAGAUGAGGUUCAAGGUUGGAUUAGAUGUCUUCGAAUGGCCAAAUCAAAAUAUCUGGAAAAACACAAGAAAACAUCUGAUGCAGUCCCUAGCAUUUAUGAUGAGCCCAACUUUGCCGGUCCACCUCAAAAACCUCCCCGCAAUCUGGAUGGUAUGGAUACCGUGCUCUUGGACCCCUCAGAACCGCCCGAAUUCUGCACAAGACCCACCACCACCAGCAAUAAGCCAGUUAUAAGCGCCUACCAAUGCAUUGAGUUUCCAAAAACGGAUACGAAAACCACAGAUAAACCAGCACCAAAGAAGCUCGAAGAAACAAAUCCAUAUGCGGACCCAACCUAUGAAACUGUGAAUGAAAAAGCUGUGACAAAAGACACCAAAAGUUCUGAUCCUAAUGCAGAUCUUUAUGACACUGUUACUGUGGAGUCCCGCACCACUAGCCUCACCAAAAAGCAGGCCAGCUCCUCGGAUCCCCCACCCCUCCCUGCUAGAUUACCAUCCAUGUCAGGCGAGGAAAGUGUAACCCAAUCCGAAAAUAAGUCUCCAGUAGCGAGUGGAAACGUUCAAGUAAGCGCGGUUGGUUUAUACGAAGACGUUGGCAGUGCAAGUUCAACUCCCGCGACAGUUACAGCACAAGCCGAAAACCAAAGUUCACCGUCAAAAACUGCAGCAGUUUCAAGUUUAUACGACGAAGUUGGUAGUCCAGAAAGCUGUAGCCCUCCCUCACAGCCACAGGGCAGCGUUUGUAACGGCGUCUACGACGAAGUUUGUCAUCCAGACAAGCCGUCGACUACAACGAAUGACGAAAUUCCCCAAAAUCGUGGAGAUAGUUUAUAUGACGAGGCCGUGACGCCAGGUUCUCCGACAAAACCUGAAGAAAAGGAAGUUGAAAGUAUAUUUGUGCCAGACCCAACCCACGUUUAUGCAAAGCCGGAUAAGAAAGCUUCUUCUUUGAAGAGAGAUCGAUCGAAAAAGAAACUAAUUCCUGGACUUAUGGAUGUGGGUGAAGUGGAUAUUGAUGCCGAAACUGAGGCGGAGGGGGGCAAGGAAACUUUGAAACGGGGUAUGACCAUGCCCAUGGGUGAUCAAUUUGCUAUCGAGGAUUUGAGGGACACCAUAAAGGAAUUUGAUGAGGAGAUUAAUAAUAACAGUGAAAAUGGAAAAAUGCUGUCAGAUUUUGAUGUGAAUCAAAAUGAAAGCGCUUUUGAACUGUUGGUUAGGUUCUGUGAGAGAUACGAUUGACUUCGUUCCUACCUGUUAGGGUGGAGAGGGCAAGGUGUGAGAUAGGGCAAGGUUUGAGGCAGGGGCGAGAUAGCCCCAACAUUUUUUAAGGAUGGAAAUGGAAUGCUAAAGAAAACACAUUUUUCAGCCAUAUAUUUGUUGGUUGUUUUCUUUGUCUUGAUAUUUUAUUUUCUUGGUUUUCUUAAUAACACUAAUGAUAAUUUGGCCUCAAAUAUAUUUGCAUAUCCACCCACCGGAUAAAUAGAUCGUAGCUAGGUACUGUACAUAAUUGGGUAUUGUCGAUGUUGGGUAAGAAUCUUAGUUAUAUAAUAUUUCAUUUAGCCAAGCAAAGAACAGGAUUUUCUAUGUAUUCAAAAAACUUUUGUACUUAUUUAUAGGAAUUACUAAACAUCUGCGGUAUAUAGCAGAAUAGAAUUAGAAUUGUAGGUCAUGAAUAUGACGAUUUUAUGUGUAGAUUGAAUCUCAAUUUAGGCACGAAAAACGGAACCCAACGUCACAGCUAAAAAGAGCAUCUUUUAUAAUGAGAAUUAAGCCCUGUUCUAAGAUGCUCUUCCUAGCUGUAAUUUGGGAUAUGUUUCUUCCAUUUAUUACUUGCUCUUGAAAAGGUGCAAUUUUGAAAUCAGUAUAUGAAUGUAGAAAUUUAUUUGUAACCAGGUGUUGUAAAUAUUGUUACUGCAGGGACACUAACAAUAAAUAUCAA